Notechis scutatus (mainland tiger snake) is the source of this 2069-nucleotide messenger RNA. RefSeq names its product small integral membrane protein 3 (gene SMIM3). Lineage: Eukaryota; Metazoa; Chordata; Lepidosauria; Squamata; Elapidae. The record is from RefSeq and is a predicted model, not a curated record.
AAUUCAUUCUGCUCGCUCUUCCAGGGCUACGAACGGCUGCUUGCCUGCCUGCCUGCCCGCCCGCCAAGCUAAACAGAAUUAUUCUACUACUUUUACGCCGGACGAGAAAACCCUUCUGCGGCUCUUUUACUCCUUUCUUGAGAAGGGAAGCAUCACGUCGGGCGGCAGACUUUACCAGCGCCUGGAAAGUCGCCUCUUCCUGCCUGAACGCAAAACGACCUUCCCGCUGAAGUGCGCGAAGGGCUUCCUGCCCCUUUGACCCCAACGAGCCAGGCAGGUGAUUUUUGAAGGGAGGUGGGGGGGGAAGAGGCCGGUUCUGAGCGCGAAUAUUACCCUCGAAGUCCGUGGGUUUUCCUCCCAGGAAAGUGGAUGCAGCCCACGGGCGCUUUAUCUCCGUUUACUAACUUGGGGAAGAACUCAAGAAGAUGAUGGGUAGCUCGGAGAGCAUGGAAUCUACCCAACUCACCCUUCCGAAGCACAUUCUGGACAUUUGGGCCAUUGUCUUAAUCAUUCUGGGUACCAUUGUCAUCAUGACUUUACUAGUAUUGUGCCCAGCAACGACGGUGAUUAUUUAUAGGGUUUGGACACACCCUAUGCAUCACAAUGGUGCCGAGUGAGAUUGGCCUCCUUGUCGCUGUUUGGACUCUGCUUUUGAGGAACACAGGCCAAGCGCAACAGGAAAAGCAGCUGAAUUAUCUGGCAGUUUUCAAGAUUAGGCUGAGCCCUGAGCAGGCAUUGGUAAAUUGUCAACAGAGAUAUAGUAGCAACACAUCUGCUGUCAGCAUGUGAUAAGAAUGCUACAGCUCACAAAAUGUAUCUUCGAGUGCCUGGUUAUCUAUUUGGCUUAUGUCCACAGAACAUUACAUCCUGGACUUUAUAUCCACUUGUGGAAUGAGCUAAACUGCUGCAGAAUUCCAGAUCCUUCCAGUUUUGAUUUCUGGCAUGUGUACCUCAUUCAAAACAAGCCUUCAUGUUUACAGAGCAAACUAUUCCAAGGGAAAAAGGAGAUGGCAGAAUAACAGUGCUUAAGAAGAGGACACCUUAAGUUAAAUUUAAGUAGUGACUGCUUUGCAUAAGCAAUUUGCUUUAUCUGAUCCAGACAAUCUUCAUUCCACACAGAUCAGAUGAGAUCUUAGCUGAUAUAUUUGUGGUCCAUCUUUUCUUCGAGCAUCCUCUGUUUCAAGCAGCACCAGUUAAAGAGAAUUAAAAGGGAGAAAUGAGAAGUCAGCGGAUAAGUGAUUGGUGGAAAUCAUGUUUGGUAUCUACUGCAGUGGAACAGUACAUUCAUAAAGGGAGGUUUAUUUUAAAGAAAUUGAAUGAACAUAAUAUAGGGAAAGAGAAGAGAGAGGCUAAGAUUCUAGAAAAAAUAUUUUACUGUCAGAGAUUGGUAUAGGAGAAAGUAAAAUAAAAAAACUUUUCAUUUGUGAAAUUAGAUUUCGUGAUAGGAAGGUCUAUCUCAAAAAUAUUUUACAGUUACUGUGCUAUACAAGUAUUAUUAUGAUGGAGUUGUUGUUUUUUAAUUUUAGGAGAUAGAUUCCGAUCAUUAAACCUUUUAAAAAUAUGUUCUCUUUUUAGUAAUUGGCUUCUUAGAAGUACUAGUAGAUUCCUUCAAAUGGUUGGAACAAAAUCAUUCUGAUUUCUUGGUGACAGCCAGUCUACACAUUUCAUUUACCUGGCUGAUAGAAUAAUUUGCAUUUUCAUGAACCAGGCAAUGUAAUGUCCUUUCUCUUUCUCCCAUAGUUAAUGGUGUCAGGAAUGAACACAUUCGAGUCACACUUGUUUUCCAUUCCCUUGUACAGUAGAGCUGAUAGCCUCUCAUUCACAGAGUUAUUAUACUCUAAGAAUUACAGAGAACAGAAACAUUUAGCAGGGAUUUUGGUUCUUGUCUUAAAGGAAAUGUUUUGGUAGGUGAAAAAUACUGCAGUGUUUAAUAAAUGACACAAUCAAUAGUCAUAUACAUAUCAACUGACACUGAAUUCAUUUCCAGUCAACAUAUCAUGAGAAAAUUGUUAUAUUAAAUUACAGUAUUAUACAGUGCCGUGUAAUAAACAGUAUUGAUGCCUGUCUCU